Molecule: messenger RNA, 1384 nt
Organism: Hordeum vulgare subsp. vulgare (domesticated barley)
Lineage: Eukaryota; Viridiplantae; Streptophyta; Magnoliopsida; Poales; Poaceae
Exons: 8
Coding region: 470-1030 (186 amino acids)
Source: RefSeq, a predicted model, not a curated record
CGCCGCCACCAUCCGCCGUCGUCCUCCACGCCUCUCUUUCCCGCCGGCUGGCGCACUUUUCUUCCCAGGCGUCUCCUCCAUCCGACGUCCUACUCCGGUGGCGCUGCUGCUUCUCCUCCACCCCCCUCCCCCGCCGUCGUUGCUCCUCUGCUGCUCCACCUCCGCAGGCCAAAACACUGAGAAGUCUCCCUGACGCAGCGAUGCCCUAGCUCCCCGACUCUGACACCAUUUCUCCGGUCAGCCACCACGACCUGACGCAAGAGCUGCCGGCACCCUGUGCGCUUUCUGCCGGCCCGCUCCAUCCUGCAAAGCAGCCGUGCGUCCCGCGGCUGCAGCGUCGCCUGCGCGGCACCUCGUUUCCUGCUGGUGGUCAACACCCGAGAGAAUAGGAGGCUGGGAGCAUUGUAGCAAUCAACUCGCGGCCUGUGGAAGGUCUUCUUGUCAGUUGGCAGCACUCUGUUUGGUGCCAAUGAGCAAGAAGAAGAACAAACCUGAGAAGUCAAUCAAGUUGCUGAAAGAUGCUGAACAAGCAGUAACUUCAGAUUACAUCAUAGGAGAUUGUCUUGAUGAACUAUUGUCGAAACUUAUCAGGAGUGUAGAGGUUGCCCAGGAUUCAAGGGGAGGUUUGCCAGAAAAGAUAUGGAUGAAGCAACAAUUUUCCGUUGGGGUCAACGACGUGACAAGGGUUCUUGAGCGAAUGCCUGUGGCCGCUGCUUCUCAUUCUUGCUGUUCCAGUAAAGCACCGGCCAGCACAGCUAGGCGGAGAGCUCCUUUGGUGCCAUUUCAGGCCGUCAUUAUAGCCGCUGAUUGCAAUCCCAAAUGGCUAACAAAGCACAUUCCAACCCUGGCAAGCACAAGGCAAGUCCCCGUCCUGUGCCUGAAGGACAACAAAGGAAGCUCACUUAGGUUAGGUCAAGUGGUGAAUGUCGGAACAGCGCUGGCCAUCGGGAUAAAGGCCAGAGACAGCAUAAUCAAUAAGGCUAUCGAUGAAAUACUGAAGGAUUAUAAGCCAGUGGCUGAUGAACAGUAAAUUAGUCCCCAUUCCCAGUCCAGUAGCAUGAUGAGCUAGAUCUUAAUCUCUGUGUGCUGAACAUUACAAGAACAUCUCGAAGGGGGGAGGUUUCCUUUUUUUGCGGGGACACGAUAGAGGUUUCCGAAGGUGAUCAAGUGUGUUGUCGGAUCGUAGCAUAUCAGUCUAAUCUCUGACUUCUGGGUAUCAUUUUUCUUUUGCUGGAAAACUCAUGGAGAAUAGGCAUGUGGUCUGUGGCUGGUCUGUCAGGUUGGUGCAAUUCGGUUGAGAAGAUGAUGUUUUGCCUGGAACAUCGUUUUCUAUAUCGCUGCACUCUGCCACAAUGCUGGGGUCGUUGAAGCUGGGUUUUUCUUA